UUCUCUAUAUAUAUAUCUAUAUUAUCUGAAUGUUUACGCCUCAACCGCUGAGCUAAGCAGGAAAUUUGGAAGUCGCUUCUCAUGUUUUUAUGGUUUGGUGCUGCUGGUCUGUGUGAGAUGUUUGUAAAGGUGUUUGUUGUCCAUCGCUCCAUGAAUGUAAACAAGCCCUGAUUUAAGCUUGGCCUCUUACUGAGAGAUAUUUUUACCUUUCUGCAUUUUUGUCGUGAGUGUAGCUGUGAGGGUGUUUCUGGUUGAACUGGCUGAGCUGCAUUUCCCUCUGACACACACUCCACACACAUUUCCCUCUGACACACACUACACACACUCCAUACACUCCUCUCAGUGUGAGCUGCAUGAACACAGCAAUGAUGGUCAUUGAAACUUAAAUGGAAUUAAACCGUAGCCCGAACAUCAGGAGACGCAUGAUGGACGACAGAAGAGAACCAGCACAGAAGCAGAUGGAGUCGCCACACAGCGUCAUACACACUUACUAUCAGGGGGACAUUAACGCUGUGGUGGACGAACACUUUUUCCGCGCUCUCAAUAAAUCCAACAUGCCCAAAGACCUCAGCACCAAGAGCCGAGAGAACCGCAGAACGUCCAAACCCGAUUUUCACGCUCCGUCCUCCUGGUCUCCAUCGUGGUCCAAAAGUGGAUUAUCUCCAGGUUCCCCCAGCCUGAGCCAGAGUUCCUCUGCUGAAGAACCGCUCCAUCCUCAGGGGGUCAUCAUGGGUCCACUGUCUGCUGAGCCGUGGGUUUACCAAGGCAGGCAGGGGUCUGGUUAUAACCUCCCCCAGCUGUACCGGCAGCCUGCAGCUGCACCUGCAGGUGGCAGCUCCUCAUAUCUCCAAUUGCUGCACAUGGAGCGGUCAGCAGGGGGCAUACUGACCCCACCCUCCACCAAAACAGACAUGCAGCUGGAGUGGGCAGCUGGUAACAGCCACAGAGAUGCACACCGUGGCAGGACUCACCUGGACACAGGUUUACAGAUGCCAGAGAAAAGUAAGGACGUGUACUGGUACUGAAAACGCAGAACCGUCCACUCUACAGGGCCAGCUGCUUUAAGAGGGAAAGGUCACGACCCCUCAAAGACUCUUACAGAAGCACUGCUGCACUAAUGAAACACACGGCGCUGCAGACCAGGAGAUCCAGGACAUCCAGGAGAACAUUGUUAUUAUUAUUAUUAUUAUUACUACAUGCCACAGAUAUUUCUAUGCAGGUGUCACUUCACUGGAAGAAGACACCUGUCCUGUCUCUUCUGUUCUUCACCUCCUCUCAACCCCGUAUUAAUCACUCCUCAUGCAGUAACUCACCACAUUAAACUGAAACUUAUUUAUA
Molecule: messenger RNA, 1338 nt
Organism: Pygocentrus nattereri (red-bellied piranha)
Lineage: Eukaryota; Metazoa; Chordata; Actinopteri; Characiformes; Serrasalmidae
Exons: 4
Coding region: 387-1025 (212 amino acids)
Biological process (GO): regulation of transcription by RNA polymerase II
Cellular component (GO): nucleus
Source: RefSeq, a predicted model, not a curated record